Messenger RNA from Hirsutella rhossiliensis, 549 nucleotides. RefSeq lists its product as uncharacterized. The record is from RefSeq and is a predicted model, not a curated record. The transcript has a single exon. NCBI's taxonomy places the organism in Eukaryota, Fungi, Ascomycota, Sordariomycetes, Hypocreales, Ophiocordycipitaceae. The coding region runs from base 1 to 549 and encodes 182 amino acids.
AUGAAGCCCACUCUCGUUACGCUGGCACUUUCCUGCCUGGCCGGCAGCGUGCUCGCCGCGCCAGCCCAGGAGAUGGCGUCGCAGGCCGGCGUCGACUCGGCCAAGUUCGCCGGGUCCGAGGGAAUGGGGACACCCCGUCAGGGCGACUUUAUCGACUGCGCCGCCUACGUCUUCGACAACGUCGUCGACGGGACCCUACGCAAGAUUCCCGGCAUGGACAAGAUCCUCCCCGACCCUGGAGAGGAGAGGCUAUGCCUGCGGUUCCAACACAUGUUCAAGAAGAAGAAGGAGGAAAGGGGCGAUGAUUCUGACAUUGUCGCGCGCGGUUUCUGGCCCUUCAGCGGUAAGGGAUCCUGGAAGAGCGGCGCGAGGAAGAACCCCUUUGGGCUGGGCAAGGACGGCAAGGACCUUGACUUACUCAAGGCCAUUAGUUACGGAAUGAAACUAGAGAAGAAGCUCAAGUCGGGCCAGAAAGUCGACUUGGAAAAGGAGCUGGAGCGCGAGUUCGGCAAUGGGUCGGAUGUGGAGAAGGCCGCCAACCGCGGCUAG